Taeniopygia guttata (zebra finch) is the source of this 2662-nucleotide messenger RNA. RefSeq names its product frizzled class receptor 8 (gene FZD8). Gene Ontology annotation, molecular function: Wnt-protein binding; Wnt receptor activity. The record is from RefSeq and is a predicted model, not a curated record. Gene Ontology annotation, biological process: non-canonical Wnt signaling pathway; canonical Wnt signaling pathway. Gene Ontology annotation, cellular component: plasma membrane. Lineage: Eukaryota; Metazoa; Chordata; Aves; Passeriformes; Estrildidae.
AUGGAGUGGAGUUACCUGUUGGAAAUCACCUCGCUGCUCGCCGCCCUGUCCCUGCUGCAGCGCGCCGGCUGCGCCGCCGCCUCGGCUGCCGCCGCCGCGUCCUCCUCCUCCUCCUCCUCCUCGGCAAAGGAGCUGUCGUGCCAGGAGAUCACCGUGCCCCUCUGCAAGGGCAUCGGCUACAACUACACCUACAUGCCCAACCAGUUCAACCACGACACGCAGGACGAGGCCGGCCUGGAGGUGCACCAGUUCUGGCCGCUGGUGGAGAUCCAGUGCUCCAGCGACCUGCGCUUCUUCCUCUGCAGCAUGUACACCCCCAUCUGCCUGGAGGACUACAAGAAGCCGCUGCCGCCCUGCCGCAGCGUCUGCGAGCGGGCCAAGGCCGGCUGCGCCCCGCUCAUGCGCCAGUACGGCUUCGCCUGGCCCGACAGGAUGCGCUGCGACCGCCUCCCCGAGCAGGGCAGCCCGGACACGCUCUGUAUGGACUACAACCGCACGGACCUCACCACGGCCGCGCCGCCGCCCGCCAAGCCCCCGCUCCGCGGCUCCAAGCCCGGCACCCCCGCCAAGGCGCCCCCCGCCGCCGCCGCCCCGCCGGCCGAGGCUCCGCGCAAGCCGCGGCCGCCGCCGCCCUGCGAACCGGGCUGCCAGUGCCGGGCGCCCAUGGUGUCGGUGUCCAGCGAGCGGCACCCGCUCUACAACCGCGUCAAGACGGGGCAGAUCGCCAACUGCGCCCUGCCCUGCCACAACCCCUACUUCAGCCCCGACGAGCGCGCCUUCACCGCCUUCUGGAUCGGGCUCUGGUCCGUGCUCUGCUUCCUCUCCACCUUCGCCACCGUCUCCACCUUCCUCAUCGACAUGGAGCGCUUCAAGUAUCCCGAGCGCCCCAUCAUCUUCCUGGCCGCCUGCUACCUCUUCGUGUCGCUGGGCUACCUGGUGCGGCUGGUGGCGGGGCACGAGAAGGUGGCGUGCAGCGGUGGGGCGGGCGCGGGCGGCGCGGGGGCCGGGGCGGCGGGGGCCGGCGGCGGCGCGGCCGCGGGGGCGGCGGCGGCGGGCGGGCGCAGCGCGGCGGGCGGCGCGGCCGAGCUGCAGCCGGAGCUGGCGGUGGCCGAGCACGUGCGGUACGAGAGCACCGGCCCGGCGCUGUGCACCGUGGUCUUCCUGCUCGUCUACUUCUUCGGCAUGGCCAGCUCCAUCUGGUGGGUCAUCCUCUCCCUCACCUGGUUCCUGGCGGCGGGCAUGAAGUGGGGCAACGAGGCCAUCGCGGGCUACGCGCAGUAUUUCCACCUGGCCGCCUGGCUGCUCCCCAGCGUCAAGUCCAUCGCUGUGCUGGCGCUCAGUUCUGUGGACGGGGACCCCGUGGCUGGCAUCUGCUACGUGGGCAACCAGAGCCUGGAGAACUUAAGGGGCUUUGUGCUGGCACCUCUGCUCAUCUACUUGGCCAUCGGCUCCAUGUUCCUGCUCGCUGGCUUCGUCUCGCUCUUCCGUAUCCGCAGCGUCAUCAAGCAGCAGGGUGGCCCUACCAAGACCCACAAGCUGGAGAAGCUGAUGAUACGCCUGGGACUCUUCACCGUGCUCUACACCGUGCCAGCUGCCAGCGUGGUUGCCUGCCUCUUCUACGAGCAGCACAAUCGGCCCCGCUGGGAGGCCACGCACAACUGCCCCUGCCUGCGUGACCAGCAGCCUGACCAGGCCCGCCGCCCUGACUAUGCCGUCUUCAUGCUCAAGUACUUCAUGUGCCUGGUGGUGGGCAUCACUUCUGGGGUCUGGGUCUGGUCUGGCAAGACCCUGGAGUCCUGGAGGGCCCUCUGCACCCGCUGCUGCUGGGCCAGCAAAGGUGCUGCCGUGGCUGGGAGCACAGGGGCAGGAGCAGGUGGACAGGCAGUCAUCACCACGGCAGGAGGACUUGGGGCCGGAGGUGGUGGAUCACUCUACAGCGAUGUCAGCACCGGCCUGACGUGGAGAUCAGGCACCGCCAGCUCUGUCUCCUAUCCCAAGCAGAUGCCCCUGUCUCAAGUGUGAGGAGGGGGAAAGAGGCCAAAGGUUAGGGAUUGAGGGACACUGGCCAGCCUAAAAUGCCUCCUCACUGUUUGGUGCCAUUAAUGAACCCCUAAUGGUCCUUAUUAGCCACAGCUUGUAUAGAACAAUGCAGCUGGCAGAGGCCCCAGGCUCCAGCCCCCUCCUCCUUCCCCUCCAUUCAUAUGCAGGGAGCAUGUACUUCAAGGAGCCAGCUUAUUAUUUUGCUGGCAGAGGAGGGUAGAGGCUCACCCGUGUCUUGCAGAGGGCAAGGCACAGCAGCUUCUGAAUCACUCUGGACUAACAGCAGCUCUUUACUCAUGGGAGGGAGGGUCUUCCUCCCCCCCGUCCUGAGGUGGGAGUCUGCUGGGGACUGCAGGUUUUUGGGAUGUGGAUGACCAGGCAAAUGCCUUACAACAUUGACUGAAUCAAAAAAUGUCUUAAUUAUACACCCCAGCUAAAUACGGGUUUCCUACAUUAAAGGAUGUAUUUAUAUAAUUAUUUGUUACCUUGUACAGAUGUGUAAAAUAUGUAUAUAUCCAAAGCUAUACAGUCUGUAAAUUUUUUUGUAAAAAUUUAGAGGCUACCCCUGUAAGAGCAAAUAUGAGUAUUCUAUUUUGUCAAUAAAAUGACUUUUGAUAAAUGA